AUGCAGGCUGAGAAGAAAUGGCACAUAUUGUUGAGUAUAAUUAUUUUGCUCAUAACCUCCAGCCAAUGUAUGGACAGCAAGGAGGUGAAGCAGAAAGAAAGACGAACACUGCUGGAUUUAAUCUUACAAGUGAUUGGAGACAACAACCAGAGAGACAAGCCUGUCUCUAGACGAAUCAACAGUGGCCUCUACUCUGUAUCUCAAGACGUGAAGUUUUCCUCUCGUGAAAAGUCUGUACAUGUUACCAGACUUGACAACACUCGACCAAUAGAGAUUGUCCCAAGAGAAACAAGCCAGAAAGACAGAUUCAUGCAACAUUUUGCAGCAGGACCUGUCAAGUUCUCACCUGAAUGCAGAACACAUUUUCAUAGACUUUAUUACAACACAAGGGAUUGUUCAACACCAACGUACUACAAACGAUGCGCAAGAUUGCUAACACGACUAGCAAUGAGUCCCCUCUGCACACAAUCAUAG
Molecule: messenger RNA, 474 nt
Organism: Chanos chanos (milkfish)
Lineage: Eukaryota; Metazoa; Chordata; Actinopteri; Gonorynchiformes; Chanidae
Gene: alkal1
Product: ALK and LTK ligand 1
Exons: 4
Coding region: 1-474 (157 amino acids)
Biological process (GO): positive regulation of ERK1 and ERK2 cascade; positive regulation of ERK5 cascade
Molecular function (GO): receptor signaling protein tyrosine kinase activator activity; receptor tyrosine kinase binding
Source: RefSeq, a predicted model, not a curated record